AUGUAUAAUAAUGGGUAUUUUGUACUUUAUACAAACUGUAUAAUAGUAUUGUUGAUUUUCUUACUCCUAUUAUAUUCUGUAACCCUGGAAUCUAAUGUUAAAUUGGACUUCCCGCCACUGAUUUACAAUCAAAUGAAAAAUAUUAGACUUAACAUAGUUAAUAACAUCAGAAACUGCAUAAAGAAUAACAAUUACAUCGGUUUUAGUUCAUUUGAUUCUAAUCUUUUCGGAUUAUGUGCUCAAGCGUACAAAUUAAAUACACAUAAACCGUUUGAACACUGGUUAUAUAAUACACACACAAACAAGGGCAUUAGACACAAAUCAAUUUUAAACAUGAAGAAAACAGACCCACAUUCAGAUCAAUCUAAAAUAACUUUGGAUUUGGAAGUGUAUCGCAACGAAAAUGAAAAGGCAGGUCGAGUGACCUUGAACAUAACGGGCUCGGAGAAGAAGCUGUUCGACCUUCUGACCGAAUGUGUAAAGUUUUACGAGUUGGAUAUGGACCUCAGAGUAGUGGGAGGAUGGGUUCGCGAUAAGCUGUUGAAAAACGAAAACAAGGAUAUCGACGUAGCAAUACCGAAGAUGACGGGAAUGGAGUUCUGCGAAUACCUGAACAAGUUCACCAAGGACAAUUACGGCUUCUCAAAGACAGUGGGAAUCGUGAAGAGGUGCCCGGAGCAGUCGAAGCACCUGGAAACCGCAACGAUGAGCGUGUUGGGAUUCGACGUGGACUUCGUUAACCUGAGGUCGGAGGACUACGCAGCAGACAGCAGAAUCCCAGUGAUGAGGAUAGGCACGCCCUACGAGGACUGCAUGAGAAGGGACUUUACAGUGAACGCGCUCUUUUACAACAUCACGAAAAACUACAUCGAGGACUUCACGACCAAGGGGAUCGAGGACCUGAACCAGAGCCUGAUAAGAACGUGCUCAGAGCCGUUUGAAACGUUCAUGGACGACCCCCUGAGGACGAUCAGAGCAGUGCGCUUUAGCUCGCGCCUAAACUUUAAGCUGGAUUCGGACCUGGUGAAGUCAAUCAAUGACGAAGUGUUAGAAGCACUGGAGCAUAAGGUGUCCAGAUCGAGAAUAUCGCAGGAAAUCGACAACAUUCUGUCUAAAAGUGACAUUCACGAAGCAUUCAAGCAGAUGUACACUUUCAGAAUGCUGCACGUCCUGUUGAACGUCCCGGUGAGGGGAGAGGAGCGGGUGGAUAAAGUUAGCGGAGUCUCAGAAGGAAUGCUAUCCGAAGCCCUUUCGCUGAUGGACCACGUCAAGAAGCGCAACUUCGAGGACGUGGAGCACAAGUACUUGUACCUAGCGGCUUUAGUGGUACCAACAAGAGAACUUGGGCCUGUUGGAAAGAUGACUGUGGCCGACUACCUCAUUAAGGAGAGGCUAAAGCUGCCAAAUAAGUACUCAUCGAGUGCAAAUACAAUCUCAAACGGAUCUCUCGUGUUCACUGAUUACUUAAACUGCUCUGAAAGGGACCGUGUAUCCACGGGGUUGGCCAUCAGGACAGUGGGACCUCUGUGGAAGGAAUCACUGGCAAUGAGCGUGACAGAGACAAAUAGAGUAGAUUACAAGGAGUUCGAAGAAGUCGUGAGCCUUGCGAAGGAACAUGGCAUAGAGGAGGCGUACAACUUCAAGGCGCCGGUGACCGGCAGUGAGCUUACGGAACUGCUGCCGAAGAUAACUUCGGGGCCCAAGUUUAAGGCGGCGCUUGAGUUCCAGGUGAAACUGAUGCUCCAAAACGAAAACGUUACAAAGGACGAGUUGAAAGAGCGACUUAAAUCGGAGUUCAGGGAAUUACUAUGA
Messenger RNA from Theileria orientalis strain Shintoku, 1812 nucleotides. RefSeq names its product tRNA nucleotidyltransferase. Gene Ontology annotation, biological process: tRNA 3'-terminal CCA addition. The transcript is spliced from 8 exons. Gene Ontology annotation, molecular function: ATP:3'-cytidine-cytidine-tRNA adenylyltransferase activity; RNA binding. NCBI's taxonomy places the organism in Eukaryota, Apicomplexa, Aconoidasida, Piroplasmida, Theileriidae. The coding region runs from base 1 to 1812 and encodes 603 amino acids. The record is from RefSeq and is a predicted model, not a curated record.